Molecule: messenger RNA, 1005 nt
Organism: Saccostrea echinata
Lineage: Eukaryota; Metazoa; Mollusca; Bivalvia; Ostreida; Ostreidae
Exons: 3
Coding region: 19-690 (223 amino acids)
Source: RefSeq, a predicted model, not a curated record
GAACUUCCAAUUCAUGAGAUGUAUAGCAAUAUGCUAGAGAUUUGGGAAUUUGUUCUUAUUUUAUUCGGUGCAGAAGCACUUGUUGGAAUUGGUGUGGGAAUAUUCAUAUGGAGGAAACAUAAAACCAACACAGAGUAUAGCUCUCAGAGAGAUCUACUAGAUGAGCUUCAGGAAGAUGUCAUUCUUAACGAUUUGUACGAAGCAGACGACUUGGAGAUCGGGGUUCCCCCACACGAUUACAAAGAAGUAAACGAUAAUGUGCAACUGAAGGCUUUCCGCCGACUCAGCAGCAUUUCUGAUUUCCGCGAGUCCAAAUCAGGAGAAUCACAAAUGCGCAGAACUAGCAUCCUAAGCGAGGUUGCACUGCCGGACGUUGAACCGCGUCCAAUGCCAAUGGUACUUGCCACUGAUGAUGAUGUAUUUUACGGAAGUGGGAGACCAUUGAGUGACAUGCGCCCUCCGUCUUAUCACACGCGGAUGUCGUACGCUCAUUCGAUUGGCGAAGACCUGACUCCUGUCAACUCACCCAGCCCAACGAGAUUUAGAAAAACAUUGGUUAUUGACGAGUCCACAAAAGGAGGAUUGUCGAGACCUAAAAUGGGUGACCCAUUGCCAUUUUCAUUACACUCUGAAAAGACAGAUGUGUCAAUGGAAGUGAUGGACAAAGCAAAACCAUUGUGGGAUAUUUAGAAUCAACAGAAAACCAAGUGUGCAUUGACAAAGGGGAUUGUGAAGUGCUUGUUAAUGUAAUAUAUACAUGUAACAUUUGCUUUUGUCGGUUAUUCUUCAUACUUUGUUUUACUAUUUUGUUUGUAAUUAUUAUGAAAAUCAAAUAUAUGUGACUAAAACAAUUGUGCAAUGUUUAUUUCUAGGGAAAAAAACCCCUGCAUGAUCUGCAUUUUUCGUCAGUCGAAUUAAGCUAGCUUAAUCGUUCAGGAGUAUUUCAAGAAUGAUACUGAUGUUUUGUACGUGUAAAUAAGUCUACUGAUCCAUGCCUGUUAAAAG